Hemicordylus capensis (graceful crag lizard) is the source of this 3950-nucleotide messenger RNA. It is a transcript of the gene BLVRA, whose product is annotated as biliverdin reductase A. The transcript has 7 exons. Lineage: Eukaryota; Metazoa; Chordata; Lepidosauria; Squamata; Cordylidae. Gene Ontology annotation, molecular function: biliverdin reductase [NAD(P)H] activity; nucleotide binding; zinc ion binding. Gene Ontology annotation, biological process: heme catabolic process. Gene Ontology annotation, cellular component: cytoplasm. The coding region runs from base 497 to 1387 and encodes 296 amino acids. The record is from RefSeq and is a predicted model, not a curated record.
AGGACUGCAAGACGAUCGUGGGCACUCGGUUUACAAAUGGCAAAAAAGACGAAAGACAACAACCGAGGCAGAAAAGAACUGUGUCGGCUUGAAUUUCCUCCGACAUUUGAUACCGAUGGGUGUGGAAAAGCUGUGCCGCCCCCAUGAGCUGCUCUUCCUCUCUCCGGCACCGCCCUUCCCCGCCGCCCCUCCUGCCUUCAGUGUCUCUCGCAAGAUCGCGGAUUUGUCGCUCUUGUCACUUCGCCUGCCCUUUAUCGAUGUGGCUGCUUCUGGCUUCAGCCCAUGAGUCUGUGCCUCGCCCCUGAAUUGUCACUGCUAGGCAAAGGAAAGGGGCGGGGUCGCGUGGACAGUACCGCGGAGCCCUUCCUAGGAGUUGUAUAAGGGGCUGUGAAUGCUGCAGGAACAGCAACAGCAUUGAUACAGUACGGUGGAGCCGCGAGUUGGUUGUAUAAGCAAGACCUGCAAGGAACCAAGCGCUAGAGAGAAGGGCUUCGCAAUGUUUGGGACUGUGGUGAUUGGGAUUGGGAUUGCGGGAUCAGUGCGGAUCAGAGACUUGCUGAAUCCUUUGCCUUCCAGUCCUGCAGAGCAUCUUAAAUUGCUGGGCUUUGUGUCUAGGAGAUCUCUAGGUGAUGUUCAUCAAGUCAAACAAAUUAGUCUACAAGAAGCUCUGGACAACAAGGAGGUUCAUGCUGCCAUCAUUAGUACAAAUAACCGAAACCACGAGGAAAGCAUCAGGAUGUUCUUGGAGGCUGGGAAACAUGUACUUGUUGAGUGCCCUAUGGCACUGUCGGCAAAGGCAGCGCACGAGCUCCUAGAGAUGGCAGAGCAGAAAGGUAAAGUCCUCCAUGUUGAACAUAUUGAGCUCCUGACAGAAGCAUAUAAACAGUUGAAGAAAGAGGUGAUGGGGAAGGAGCUUGUGAAGGGAACAUUACACUUCACAGGUGGCCCAUUAGAUGAAGAGCAUUCAGGCUUCCCAGCUUUUAGUGGAAUUGCCCGCCUGACUUGGCUAGUUGAUCUUUUUGGAGACCUCACAGUCACUUCUGCUGUGAGGGAAGAGCAGAAAGAAAAGAACUACUCCAGACUGACUGCACAUUUUUAUACUGAAAACAAGAGGCCUCUGACUUGGAUUGAAGAAAGGGCACCAGGGAUGAAACGGGAUAAAAAGAUCAAUAUCUGCUUCAAAAGUGGAUGCUUAGAGAGCCUGCCAGAAGCUCCCCGUUCAGCAGUUGGCCUCUUCAUGCAAGACUUGGUCCUCUUUGCCAAAAAGCUGUUGGGCCAGGUCUCCAAGGAGGAACUGGCAGCUGAGAAAAGACGGAUACUGCUGUGCCUUAACCUUGCUGAAGAGAUCCAAAUGCACUGUGAGCGGCCAACAAAAGUCUACUCUUGAAACUAGCACCUACUUGCAUUCCUGCAAGAAUUUUUUUUGUCUACAGUUCUUUAAUUUGUCAAGUUCUCCAUCAUAAUCAGAAAGGCUUCUCUAAUAAAUUCAGGCCAGUCCAAGUAUUCUGUAUUUAUCACAAAGCAAAAUGGGAUAGUUACAAGUAUAUUUCUCUGUCCCAUUGUGUAGCAUCUUACUAGUCAAAAUAGAUAGAUAUGCAAAACAAAUCUUUACAUUGUGAAGCUGAAUGUGUCCAUUCAGCAUCCAGAAGCCACAUAUGAAACACAGUUGAGCUGUUGGACAUAUAAAUAUAUUCACUGGUUACAUAACAAUGUAAGAUCUAGAUUGAUUCUAAAAAAUGACUUGCAUCAUAUAGCCCCAAAAUUGUUUUUGUUAUUGUAAUGUUGUUUCUUUCUCUGUCUCCAAGUAUACUGAAAGAAGCCUGCAUACUAAAAUUUCUCAGACUGUGCCUUUCACUUAGCCUAGUGUUGCGUCAUUGCAUUCAUUUAUAGCCUUGUUUUUAUGCUGCACUAACAAAACAUCUUCCUUAAGUGCUAUCAUCAGAAUAACCUUUGUGGAAAAUAAAUUGCUCUAUCUUACUUGGAUAGAAAUAAAAUGGGUAUUUUAGGUUUAUAAUUCCGGUCAGUUCAGCUAUUCAUAAUUGCUAUAAUACACCUCUGAAGCUCUGUGCCUGCCAAAUAAAAUCCUAAUCCAUACCUGUGGAAGACAGAAGAAAACAUCCCGAUUGGGUUGAGCUUGAACAAAAUGCAUAGAGUCACAAGAAAGAAAUCUGUAUUCACACAAGAUAUACUGUUCUGUGUCCCAUCAGGGAUUCCUUUGUUUUCCUUUAUUCCUUGUCAAGAUUCUUGGCUCAAGAAAACUAAACACCUCUUUUUGUGAAAGAAGCAGGAUCAAUUGCUUUGCUUUUAUCAAGUUCAGGUGGAGGUCAGCCUGUGGGUUUGCCAUGAAAAGGAAGAAAUAGUGAAUGCUACACUCUACAGCAGGCAUCCCCAAACUGCGGCCCUCCAGAUGUUGCUGAACUACAACUCCCAGCAUACCCAGCCACAAAAAAUUGUGUCUAGGGAUGCUGGGAGUUGUAGUUCAGCAACAUCUGGAGGGCCGCAGUUUGGCCACAUGUGCAAAACUACCUUCAUUAUUAGGCAGAACAUUAAAACUGGCUUUGCUGAAUGAAUUCAUUGUUGGUCUAAUACUGUUCCCACCAUAUUGCCUUGCUUCUAACCAGAGCCAAUCCAAGACAUUUUAGUCCCUGAGGCAAAAAAUCCAAAUGGCUUCUCUUCCCCAUUUGUGAUUACAGGCCACAAUCAGUGGACAGAUCUGACACACUGUUACUUUGAAUGUCCACUGCCACAUGAUAGUGUGCUCUGCUGAUCUCUCUGCUGACUUAAGGGAUUAGGAAGCCAACCUAAAUUACUGCAAGGAUGACUUAAACCUACUUCAAACUCUUCCUUGUGGCAUACAUUACUUUUAGCUAUUUUCUGCACUCACUGAAAUGAUCUACACAUUUGCACAGAGUAAUAUGAAAACUGGAGGACCAUGCAUCUCUGUUGCAAUAAAUUCAGGAAUCCUGGAGUUUGGGAGAUCAUGGAAAAGGCUGCAGCUGAAAUCUGUAACCUCCUAGUUCACAUGGUAGACUGCUCUUUUAAUUUAAAAAGAUGGCCAAAAAUAAGACUUGACUCGAGACAAUCUUUAUUGUAAACCUUUUAGAGCCAAAGUGAAAUUCAUUGAAGUGAAUAAUUUUGACAAUUCCGUUUGCAAAGUUAGCCACCCCCCCGGGCAUUUUAAAUAUAAUUAAAAUUUUCUCUUGAGUCCAGGGGAGUAAAGCAGGGAGGUUUAUUGCUUUGGAAACUUAAUCUGAGUUACUGGAAACUCCAGUGGCUCACAUCUAACAUCAUGCUCGCAUAAGGGUAAGAGGUUAUUUUCAUCAGUCCCCACUUCCUUCUGCUGCCCCCCACCAAUAUGUCUUCAAGGAACUAGUGUGAGCCAAUAUGUCUGUAUAUUGAAUUAACCACAUCUUUGUUGGGAUUUUCUUAAUUUUCUAGAAGACUGAAGACUCUACAAAAAAUGCAUCCAUACACUUGUUUGUUUUUGAAAGAAAGCACUUACAUUCUGGGAUCUCCAGAGCUGACACGUUUUUUCCAAAUCGCCUACAACUCUACUAUUAGUCAAUUAAUAGAUGUUACCCCCAACCCAUUCCCAGUGUGAAAUGUUCUUCAGUUAGCAUGAUUAUGAUGAAUGUUGUGCAACUGAAAUCUGAAGUGUUGAACUGCAGUCAUUUGUCACAGGUUUAGCAACGUAUUUUUUUGUGGAUGGAAGUGGAGGCAGGUUGAAAGCUAUUGUAGUUACUCAGUGGCUGCCCCCUCAGUACAUUUCCUGAGAGUGCCAACUCUGUACACUCCUGUUUCCUUGGAAUCCUUUGUUGUUUGAUGCACUAACAAUGCCUGGAUGUCCUCAUAUACAGAAACAUGACUUGGUUGAUACAUUGUGCUGUAUGUAUCCUGGUGAUAUUGUAUGUGCUAUCUUGACUUAUUAAAAGUAUCUGAGCUCAAUUUAA